CUCCCGGGUCGACUCCGCCUUGUCUCCAGUCCUCCUCCUCCUCCUCCUUUGCGCCUUCUUCCUCCCUCAGCCUCCCAUUGCGCGCCCGGCGUUGGUCAUUGCUCUCCUCCCAAGAAGUAAACGUCUUCUGAUUUCCUGGUUGCAGUCUGCGUCUGCAGUAAUCGAAUGCAUGCUUGACUUGGCAGCAAAUAACAAAGUCCAGCAAUAUCUGCCCAUCCUUGAUAGUUUUUGAAUACAGAAACAUGGGGAGAAAAGAUGCUUCUUCUGCAAGGAUACCUGUUGAUCAGUACAGAAAACAAAUAGGAAAACAAGAUUACAAGAAAACCAGGCCAAUGUUAAAAGCAACGCGAUUAAAAGCAGAGGCCAAGAAAACCGCACCAGGCAUAAAGGAAGUCAGCCUCAUCCUUGCAGCUAUAUUGGUCUUUCUAUUGGCGUGUUAUGCUUUCUUUUACCUUAAUCUAUCUGAAGAAGUUGACCUUGAUCUGGAGCAAGAUGAAAACUAGAAGUCUCUACAAAUUUGCUUCUGAAAAAAAGCAUAACCUUGAUCAUCAAGAUCACAAACAAGCAAUCUACUCACAGAGAUGGAUAGAACAUAAACUACUUCCUUCCAUUCAGAAGCUAAGAAUACUUAGGAGAAUACCUCAGCCUUAUGGAUUUUUAUGAGUUUCAUCUGAGUUUCUGACUGAUUUACUGACUGAUAUUGACUGGUUUUUUAAAUUUGGGAAGCUGAAAAGAUUUGAUUCAAGAGAACAGUUUCUUACCUGAAUUAGCAUAGGAUGUUAGUGGAUAAUUCCUGAUGUCCUUGAAGCUUGCAGGACCAUUUUGCUUUUUUUGAAAGGAUGACAACAAAUAGAAGCCAGGAUCAAAUACGAUGAACUAGCAUUCAAUGACAUUAUGCUCUCUUUGGGCCUUGUUCUGUUAUUAGUACUGUUAAAUUGAAUUAAUUACAGUGAGAAAGAUUCAGUCCUAUAUUUACUGCUUAAGAUCGGUAGAAUUUUAAAUAUAUUUAACCUUGCCUUCAACAUGAUCAGCAUUUGUUAGAACAAGAUCCGAACGCUACUGUUUACUUUGCAAGGCAAGACCUGGAUGCAAGCUAGUGAACCGAGAAAUCGCUAUUCUAUGCAAAGUCUUAUCCAUACCAAUGCCACAAAGAAUUCCUUCUUGCAUUACUAGGCAGGAUGCCAAGAAGCACAUUAAGGGACCAUUAAUUUCAAUGGGAGAGUGAAGCACAUCUAAAUCCCAAUCAGAAUGAUGACAUUUCAAAAUGGUUAACUCCAGCUGGGAGUCAAUAUCAGUAUCAACUGAAAAAUGUAGAUACUAUGCUGUUGUCAAGACCCAAAACUCAGAGGUGGCCCUGAUAUGCAAUACUGACAGUGUCUGUUGCCUUCAAUGGGACUUUCUUCCAAAUGAUUGCUCAUAAGACUUCAGCCAAAAUGUGUUGUAACUUUGCAACUGCAGAGAACAACUAAGCAAGCAAUCUUUAUGCAGUGUUUUUGUUGUUGCUUCUGCUGCUGUUUUGUAAAUCAAUGUGCAAAGACCACCUUGAGUCAACUAUCUUGAGUUUCCCUAAGGAGACAAAGCUGGGGUUUUAAUUAGAAAACCAUAAAAGCAUAAACAAAAAUAAGUUCUGAUAACAGAAACAUGUGGUGCACUUGGAAUUCUUAUCUAAUAGUAAAUUAAAUUGCUUAAGGACAACCAUUGUGGGAUCACAAAUAAAAAGGGAGGUUUAAGCCAACUAAUUUUAAGGCCAGAAUUACCUAAAAGAGAAAACAUGCCAGGCUUCUCUGCCACAAGAAGACAAGGGAAAGGCCACCUACAAUCAAUGCAAGUUCUGCUGUAAUUUCGGAUGGCCGCUUGAGUCGAAUAUGAAGAGCUUUUGCUUGAUAAAGAUUAUUUGGAGUCAACUGUGAUCAACAUAGAUGAAUCAAAGCCUCCAAGUUAUCAAGAAGUAUCAGUAGAAAAAUAAAUAUGCUUUAUUUGUAAUUUCCACACAGUAAUCAGUACUUUGUAAUCAUGGCAAGCUUUCCUGCUCAGAAAGAGCUUUCUGUUUUGUUUUGUUUUUUAAAAAAAAUGGGUGCAAGUUUAUUUUCAGCAUCACUGCCGUGUGUGUAUGUGUGUAUCAGCAGUCAGCUUUUUCAUUCAUUGCCAACUGUUCAACGCACAUGUGUUCUGUCAGAAAUGGCACCUGGAUGACAGAAGCUGAAGCAUUCACAUAUGCCUCUGAAGCAGAGUUCGUUGCCUCUUGGGCUAUCUGAAAGAGUGUAAAUAGAAAGUUCAGUCUGUGUUGAUUUUAAUUAGUGCAUUGCUUCAUUAAUAUGAGGUUGAAAUUCUGUUUUAAUUAAACGAUUGCUGCUGCCUCCAGUCUCUGCAUGGAAGAUACAGGAGUGUUGUUUUUUUACAAUCAUUUCUCCCCACUAUGCAGUGUUUUCCUUUGAUGAUGAUGAUGAUGACGACAACAACAACAACAACUUUAUUUGUAACCUGCCCUAUCUCCCCAGGGGGACUCAGGACAGUUCUAAUGGUGGAUGGAAAACCUUUUCCAUGCAUAGUCCUAGUAAAUUAAAACCACUGACUUCAUUAUUACUCAGAGAGGCUCAUACCCCAAUGAACUCAGUUCCAAAUGGAAUUAAAUAGUAUAAACAACAACAUCAUUUGAAUAUAGAAUUAAGUCUGACAUUUUUUUCUUUUGUGAUUCAUUUUCUAUACAUAUCCGAUUCCUGGAAAGAUUGUUGUUAUCAUUGUCAUUGUGUGCCUUAGGGUGUCAUUGUGUUUUUCCUCUAAGUCAUUUGCCCUUGUGUUUCAUUGUGUGCUUGCCCUAAGUAAUUCCUGACGUAGGGCAAGUAACCAUUUAGUAUGAGUUUUUCUUGGCAAGAUUUGGUCAGACGGAGAUUACCCUACACUUCCUUUGGGGUUAAGAGGAUAUGACUGGCCCCAGUUCAUCCAGUGGGUUUCCAUGCCAGAGUAGAAACUUGAACUUGGUUGCCAGAAUCAUAAUCAAAUGCCAUUACACUUUGCAGCUGCCCUUUGGAAGGAUUAUUUGAAAAAAGUUACUUGAAAAAAGUUGUGAUAGUUCAAAACAGCAAUGUUUCCAAGCUCUGGUUAUGAUGUAUUGAAUCCUGUAAUCCUUGCUGCUUCUGAAACUAUUCAUUCAGCUGGGGUUCCAGAACAAGUCCAAGUCUUGAUCAGGAUUUGGAAGCUUAGUAGGUACUGGGCUAAACCAACAUUGUGUUGCUGGGUGCAACAGAAUAUUCUUCCCCUCCCUUCCCUUCUCCUCUGAAAUCUGCUAUUCCAACUGAAAACUGGAUCUGGGAGGUCCAGCUAUCCCUGGGGUCAGUUUUAGGCAAGUACAAAGAGAGGGGAGAUAAUCUCUUCCCAGCUCACCGGGUUCUACUUUGCCACCAGCAGAUAUUGGCUGUUUAAGAACCUAUCACACAAGGCUGGUAAAUCGCAAUUACAACAGAAUAAUAGUGUCAUUCCUCUGGUGUUCUGAUGAGAGACUAUUUGGUAAACUUUUUUAAACAAACCAAUUCAUUGAUUAUCUCCUGUAAAAGAAACGCUCUCCAGUUACUUCCUAUUAGGAGAAGCAGAAUAAUAUUAUGUGAUAGAUCUUGCUGUUGUCCUGUUGUAAUAGUGCUUUUGGUGCCUUGUAUGAUGAGGCUUUUACUUUGCUUAAUUGAAAUAAUGCAGACUUUUUUUGAAAAAUAUUCUUUUGAUCAUUUGAUCAUAAUACUCGGUUCAGUUUAGGGGACCAACUGACAUUUUAAAAAUUGCUGCAUCUUUUUUAAAAAAUAAAACAUUCCUCAAGCUGCAGUCUUAAACAGACCUGCCUGGAAGUAAACCUGUGAAAAUGCAAUGGGAUCUAAUUUUUAUUUCACUUGGUGUAGUAAUGGAACAAUUUUACAGUUUAGGAAAUGGUAUUUUGGCAUUUCAUUGCGAUUGCAAACAUAGUUGGUAUUGGAACAACUUCUAUAAUAAUUUGGUAGUUAACCCUCCUUUUACUUUUGGAAAUGAAACUGGCAAAUCAAUAAAUUAUAUGAUUGUAUGAGUAUUAUUUUCCCCUUUUCAACAGAAUAUUAAAUACUUUGAGGUCUUAAUUCGUACAGUUUAACCGUUGGCACGUCCCAAUCACUAAGAACAUUGGUGAGAUCCAGUAUAAUGACAACAGAGGGAAAAGCCCCACCAGCAUGUUUAUGCUGGAUCUGUCGUUUAAUUAAGAGAGUGGAGUCAUUCAGCAACUUACUGGGAGCUUUCAGUGUAUAUCUCCAACCAGUUUAGUGGCCACUUUGGCUUGGAUGGGUGGGGAGCAGACUUGCACCCAACUAAGAUGUAAUAUUGAAUUGGCAUUAUGAAACAGAAAUGUACUUGCUCAGGAGUGUGCUGGGUGCCUUUAUGUAUAAGCUUUGGAAAGAUACAACAAGGCAUAUGAUCAGUAGUUAACACAAAUAUGGUUCCAGGAUGCACUUACAUCUUGAACCUGAGUACAUGCACACUAUUUAGAAGGUUCAAAAAAGAAAAGUAACACAGAACUUUAACCUUGUAGGUAUAUGGAUACAGCAUGUAUAACCUCAGUUUACAAAACUGUGUUUCUAGCUAUUUCUAACUAUGAUGAUAUUUUAAAAAAUUUAAAAAAUCUGCUGAAAUACACAAAUUAUAGACAAGUCAUUUUGGUGUCACCCUCUCUGAGAAUGUUAGCCAAUACGGUUUGUACCCUCCACAUCCACCUAAUGACACAAUUACCCAAUAUUUAAUCUUGGAGUUUGUAGUUUGUUGAGGCACUGGAGUGCUCUGGCUGAGAAUUCUUAAUAUUUCUUCCCGAAUUGCAAAUUCUAGAAUUCCACUGAAUGGAAUCAUGACACUUAAAGUGGAAUAAUAGCGUACAAUUGUAUAGUGUGAAUGGGUCUCUAAUCUUAAUGAUCUUUCUCUUUCACUGGGGAUAAUGGUUUGUUCAAAUAUUUUCCAGCUUUGCUACCUCUUCGAUUUCUCUUGCGGUGGAGGGUGAAGAGAAAGAGAAAGGUUUUCCACAUUGGCUAGCAAAGUCAUGCAAAGCAUUCCCAAACCAGAAAUAUAUAGCAUCUAUCUUUGUAUGCUACUAUUUUGGUUACCUCAGAAUAUUCAUGUUUUGUAUAGUAUGUAUGUGUGAUAUGUAUAUAAAUGUUUCAAGAAGAUGAUUUUAUAUGGCAUAAUAUUAAUUGUACUUAACUGAUAGCAACCCCUCCUGUUUUAGUAUCAAAAGCCAAAUUUGUGGGGAGACAAGCUUACAUUAGGUACCAUUGUUAGGUAACAGAUGUCUCGGCAUUAUUUUGUAGUUUGCUUGGAUGAAUAAACAUGCGCAACAGUGAAAUGUUA
This is a messenger RNA of Anolis carolinensis (green anole), 5346 nucleotides long. It is a transcript of the gene triqk, whose product is annotated as triple QxxK/R motif containing. The record is from RefSeq and is a predicted model, not a curated record. The coding region runs from base 243 to 503 and encodes 86 amino acids. Lineage: Eukaryota; Metazoa; Chordata; Lepidosauria; Squamata; Anolidae. Gene Ontology annotation, cellular component: endoplasmic reticulum membrane. The transcript is spliced from 5 exons.